GUCGCGUCAUUGUUUUGGCCGGCGUGGUACUGUCAAACCGUAUUUGUACUUGAUUUGUACCGAAUUUUUGCUAUUUUGUACAUAAAUACAUAAAAAAUGGUUGAAAACAACGACGUGGAGCUUUCUGAGGCAGAGGCUGAACAGUACGAUCGUCAGAUUCGUCUCUGGGGCCUUGAAUCACAGAAGCGGCUACGAGCAUCCAAAGUAUUAAUCAUCGGCCUCAACGGUCUUGGUGCUGAAACAGCGAAAAAUAUAAUUCUGUCGGGAGUAAAGAGUGUUGUUCUGCAAGACCAUGAAAAGCUGAAAGAAGUGGACCUUUACUCGCAAUUCUUAACCCCUCCGGACAAAAUCGGAGAGAACAGAGCUGAAGCUUCCCUGCAAAGAGCGCGGGCAUUGAACCCUAUGGUGGACAUAUCUGCUGAAACUAAAGGCGUUGACGAGUUGCCCGACAGCUUCUUCGCUCAAUUCGACAUCGUGUGCGCGACCGGGCUGAAGCAGGAGCAACUGGAGCGCAUAAACAAUGUCUGUCGGGACAACAACAAGAAAUUCCUUUGCGGCGACGUGUGGGGCAUGUUCGGCUACAUGUUUGCAGACCUCGUCGACCACGAGUACUCGGAGGAGAUCGUGCAGCACAAGGCCGUGAAGCGCGGCCCUGAUGACGAAGAGAAAACUGCCAGAGAAACUGUCUCCAUCACUGUGAAGCGACGCGCCAUCUAUGUGCCGCUACAAAACGCUCUGUCCGCUGAUUGGUCCAAACCUGAGCUGCGCUCGCGACUGCGCCGCGGAGACCCCUCGUACUUCGUCAUGAAGAUCCUUUCUCGCUUCCGAGAUGAAUACAACAGGAACCCUGAGCCCGCCCAGAGGAAAGCUGACACAGAAGUACUGUUUAAAAUGAGGGAUGAACUUGUGAAGGAACUGUCUCUGCCCGCAGGCUUUGUCAGUAACUCCUUGCUCACAGAUGUGUUUGGAGUAGUCUCGGGUGCAGCCGCAGUGGUUGGGGGUGUCAUUGGACAAGAGGUAGUGAAAGCCGUCAGCCAGAAGGAGCCCCCACAUAAUAACAUGUUCUUCUUCAACCCAAUCAAAGGAGUUGGCUUUGUGGAACUUUACGGUCAGUGAAUCUGAGAUUUGUAUUACAUUCUGAUGUUGUAAUUAUUUUAAGUAAACUUUAAUUUUUUAAUGAAUAUAAGUAAUUAUUUAAGUA
Molecule: messenger RNA, 1201 nt
Organism: Plutella xylostella (diamondback moth)
Lineage: Eukaryota; Metazoa; Arthropoda; Insecta; Lepidoptera; Plutellidae
Gene: Aos1
Product: SUMO1 activating enzyme subunit 1
Biological process (GO): protein sumoylation
Cellular component (GO): cytoplasm; SUMO activating enzyme complex
Molecular function (GO): SUMO activating enzyme activity
Source: RefSeq, a predicted model, not a curated record